Molecule: messenger RNA, 2894 nt
Organism: Helicoverpa zea (corn earworm)
Lineage: Eukaryota; Metazoa; Arthropoda; Insecta; Lepidoptera; Noctuidae
Product: WD repeat-containing protein 3
Exons: 16
Coding region: 89-2860 (923 amino acids)
Biological process (GO): maturation of SSU-rRNA
Cellular component (GO): Pwp2p-containing subcomplex of 90S preribosome; small-subunit processome
Molecular function (GO): snoRNA binding; protein binding
Source: RefSeq, a predicted model, not a curated record
AACCCGACAUCAAAUGUCAUAACAAAGCAAUGUGUGGUGUUUUGGUUUUAAGGUUAUGAUAUCGUAAGAAACACAAAUAAUAUCAAAAAUGGGUCUUACAAAGCAAUAUUUACGCUAUGCGCCCAGUGGGACCUUUAAUGUUAUAGCUAGUGCUGACUGCAACAGUGCCCAUGUGUCUUUAAAUGGCGUGAGCGGUCGAUACAUAGCUGUUGGUGCUUGCGAACAUGUUGUGAUCUGGGAUAUGAGGCUUGGCGAGAAGGCACAAGUACUUCCUGGAGAGAACGUUGUAGUGUCACAGAUAGCAGCCAGUCCUAGCGGCAACCACGUAGCGGUCGGCUACGUAGACGGCAACAUAAAUGUGUUUGAAUUAGUCAACAAUGAAAUAGUGUGUGUGUUUGCUGGGCACAAGUCUGCUGUCACAUGCUUGCAGUAUGAUGAGCAGGGGCACCGCUUGGUGUCAGGGGCUAAGGAUACAGAAGUAAUUCUAUGGGAUGUGGUCUCAGAAACAGGCAAGGCUCGGUUCAGUGGCCAUAAAGGGGCCAUAACUAGUGUACUAUUCAUUAAUGGUAAGAACUGUGUUGUCAGCUCUUCCAAGGACACAUUCGUGAAGUUCUGGGACAUUGAGACUAAGCACUGCUUCAAAACUUUAGGAGGACAUCAGAUGGAAGUAUGGUCAGCAGUACUACUCAAAGAGGAAAGGUACCUCGUUACCGGCAGCAUGGACCAAGAGUUGAGAGUGUGGAAACUGAACUGGACAGCUGAUGUUAAAGAUGAAGAGAAAUUAUCAAGACAACUGGAAAUAGUCAAACUUGAAGAGACAGACAAUCUUGAGGACUCUUCUGUCUUACAAUGUCAUCAAGUAGGCACCCUAGUGAGAGGAGGUAAAGGCCGCGUGGUAGGUCUCUCCACAGACCCGGGAAUGAGUGUGUUAGCCUGUCACGGUACUGACGCCCUGUUGGAACUCUUCUCUUUUUGCUCUGAUGAAGAAGCUAAGAUGAGGAUGGAUAAACGGAUUAAGAAGCAGAGAAGGAAAUUGGCAAAAUUAAAAGAAGCAGGCGAGGCCGACGUUGAAACAACAGAAGUGCCAGAGUUACUAACACUGACUGAUGAAGUGAAACGCCUCUCUUCCAUCAAACUGGACGCCAAGUUGAAGUCUACCACAUUGCUGCUUGGUACUACUGGGGAGCUGCGCGUUGGUGUUACUUUAGCUAACAACACUGUUGAACUGCAUAGCUUGAGAAUUGGAGACGGGAGUGAAGUUCAAUGUUUAAAACAAAUAACACAGCCGGGUCAUCAAAAGGAGCCAAGAUGUGUGGCGAUCAGUUCAGACAAUUUAGCUGUUAUUUCGGCGUCCGCUGACUCUGUCAAACUUUGGAGCAGAUCGACGCAAGCCUGCCUUCGUACAAUUCCAAUGCCAUCGUCACGACCAUGCAGUAUAUGCUUCGCGCCGGGCGACCGACACGCGCUAGUGGGCUGCGCUGACGGCUCGCUGCUGCUGCUGGACGUGGGCGCCGGCAGGGUGCUGGAGCAAGUGCCCGCACACACCGCCGAGUGCUCCACUGUGGGACUCACGCCGGACAUGCGUGGAUGCUUCUCGGGUGGCGGCGAUAAGACCGUGAAACUAUGGCAAUUUGAACUGAUACCCGAUCCAACAGGAGAAUCUAAAGCUAAGGUCCUAUCACUCUUGCAUACCAGAACAUUGGAGCUAGAAGAAUCGGUGUGUGCAGUGAAAAUAAGCCCUAACAACAAAUUCAUAGCAGUCGCUCUGUUAGACUCUACUGUCAAGAUAUUCUUCCUGGAUACAUUUAAGUUCUACCUAUCUCUAUACGGCCACAAGCUCCCGGUCCUCUGCCUGGACAUAAGCUACGACUCGAACAUCAUCGCGACCGGCUCAGCUGACCGCAACGUCAAAAUCUGGGGCAUGGACUUCGGCGACUGUCACAAGUCUAUCUUCGCGCACAACGACUCUGUGACGUCACUGCAGUUCGUCCCUUCGACGCAUUACUUCUUUACUACGUCGAAAGAUGGGAAGGUGAAGCAGUGGGAUGCCGAUAGUUAUGAUAAUAUUAUUACUUUGAAUGGUCACGCGGGCGAGUGUUGGAACAUAAGCGUGGGCGCGGGCGGAUUACACGCGGCGUCGUGCGGCGCCGACCGCGCGCUCCGCCUGUACGCGCGGACGGAUGAGCCACUCGUGCUCGGCGACACGGAUGAGCAGGAGGAGGGGCUCGCUACUGGGGAGACACAUGCACCGGUCCCAGGCUUACCCGGUCUAACAAUGCCGACAAAGAAAACUAUCGGAGCUGAAAAAGCUGCCGAUUCCAUAAUGGAAUGCUUAUCUGUGGGUGCUGAGUACAAACGCGAGUUGGCUGAAGCGCGAGGGCAGUUUGUUCAGCCGCCUCUGCUAAUGGCUGCCUAUAACUGCACCACACCUGAAAACUUUUUAGUGGAAAUUAUCAAGAGAAUACGGGCUAGUGAUCUAGAGGAAGCGUUACUCCUGAUCCCAUUCAGCGUAGCCUGCGACAUUGUGAAGAUGUUACCAAAGUUAUUAGACCGCGGCGAUAACACGGAGUUAUUCUGUCGCCUCGCUAUAUUCCUGUUGAAGAUACACCACGCGCCGCUGGUUGCUAACCAAGCCUUGUUGAAGCACAUGAUACAGAUACAGGCUAAGGCUACCAUGAGGCUGAAUGAGUUGAGGGACAUGGUAGGCUACAACGUUCACGCGCUGCAGUGGUUACGCCGCGAGGCAGAGGCGGCUGACAGCGAACAGUUGUUCCGAGAAGCCUUCACUGAGAACAAGAAGAGGGACAAGCGGAGACGCGCCAGAUUAGCUGUCAAACGACCCAUUGUUACUGUCACUUAGAUUUAAGAUAUGAGAAUAAAUAUAGUUAACUUUU